AACAUGCAAGCCCUUAGCUUCAGCCUCUGGAAUCGCUCCUCUCUCCACCCCUUUCCAAGACCGCAGAGUAGGAAGGAGGAUUAACCCCAGGGGGAGGAGUUCCGCCCCUCGGCCCCCGCCCCGCCGCUGUCUGCUCUCCCUUGAGCCCACACUUGCGCUCCCUGUCUUUCUCCUGCGCCGAGCCCAGGCUGCGCUAUCCUCCCCGCCAGGCACCGCAAGGCGGGCAGGCAGCCAGGAUGCAGGCCCCGCACAAGGAGCACCUGUACAAGUUGCUGGUGAUCGGAGACCUGGGCGUGGGCAAGACCAGCAUCAUCAAGCGCUACGUACACCAAAACUUCUCUUCGCACUACCGGGCCACCAUUGGCGUGGACUUCGCGCUCAAGGUGCUGCACUGGGACCCGGAUACAGUGGUGCGUCUGCAGCUCUGGGACAUCGCAGGUCAAGAAAGAUUUGGAAACAUGACCAGGGUCUACUACCGAGAAGCUAUGGGUGCAUUUAUUGUUUUUGAUGUUACCAGACCAGCCACAUUUGAAGCAGUGGCAAAGUGGAAAAAUGAUUUGGACUCAAAGUUAACUCUCCCUAAUGGAAAACCAGUUUCAGUGGUUUUGUUGGCCAACAAAUGUGAUCAGGGGAAGGAUAUGCUUACGAACAAUGGCCUCAAGAUGGACCAGUUCUGCAAGGAGCAUGGUUUCGUAGGAUGGUUUGAAACAUCUGCAAAGGAAAACAUAAACAUUGAAGAAGCCUCCAGAUGCCUGGUGAAGCACAUACUAGCCAAUGAGUGUGACCUCAUGGAGUCCAUCGAGCCCGACAUCGUGAAGCCCCACCUCGCGUCAACCAAAGUCGUCAGCUGCUCCAGCUGUGCCAAAUCCUAGCAGGCCAUUUAUUUAUUUUUAUUUUUAUUUUUAUUUUUACCGGCAGAUGAUAGUAAUGAUCCCAUCAUGCCAUACAUUGUGCCUUGUUUUUGUUUUUCAUCAUUUUUCUAAAUGUCAGAAUAGGGAAACAAACUAGGCAGGGCAAAGAUCUGUGCCUCUGUCUUCCCUAUAAGAAACAGCAAGUGUUGUUUUUCCCCCACUAUCAGCACAGUGUUUACAUGCUUUCUAA
This is a messenger RNA of Ochotona princeps (American pika), 1101 nucleotides long. It is a transcript of the gene RAB38, whose product is annotated as RAB38, member RAS oncogene family. Gene Ontology annotation, molecular function: GTP binding; GTPase activity. Lineage: Eukaryota; Metazoa; Chordata; Mammalia; Lagomorpha; Ochotonidae. The record is from RefSeq and is a predicted model, not a curated record. The transcript has 3 exons. Bases 237 to 872 code for a protein of 211 amino acids. Gene Ontology annotation, biological process: endosome to lysosome transport; phagosome-lysosome fusion. Gene Ontology annotation, cellular component: Golgi apparatus; lysosome; trans-Golgi network.